Messenger RNA from Opisthocomus hoazin, 201 nucleotides. The record is from RefSeq and is a predicted model, not a curated record. Lineage: Eukaryota; Metazoa; Chordata; Aves; Opisthocomiformes; Opisthocomidae.
AUGGCCAAGAGCCACGGUCUCUGCAGCGACCUGUCCGCGAAGGAUCUUGUGAAAAAUCACCUGAUGUAUGCGGUGCGGGAGGAGGUGGAGGUCCUGAAAGAGCAAAUCAAAGCUCUGUUGGAGAAAAACUCCCAGCUGGAGCGUGAAAACAGCCUCCUGAAGACCCUCGCCAGCCCCGAGCAGCUGGAGAAGUUCCAGUGA